GUAGAUAAUUUGUCACAAUGUCAGAGGGUCAGGAAACCGAUAAGAACAUUGAAAUAUGGAAAAUUAAGAAACUUAUCAAAGCAUUGGAAGCUGCAAGAGGCAACGGUACAAGCAUGAUCUCUCUUAUCAUGCCGCCUCGUGAUCAAAUCUCGCGUGUAACUAAAAUGCUCGGUGACGAGUUCGGAACCGCUUCCAACAUCAAAAGUAGAGUUAACCGCCAAUCGGUUCUAGGUGCCAUAACUUCAGCACAACAAAGGCUCAAGCUGUACAACAAGGUUCCACCAAACGGGCUCGUGCUCUACACCGGAACCAUAGUCACCGACGACGGAAAAGAGAAAAAAGCCACAAUCGACUUUGAACCAUUCAAGCCGAUUAACGCUUCACUUUACCUUUGCGACAAUAAAUUUCACACCGAAGCUUUAAACGAGCUCCUGGAGUCUGACGACAAAUUCGGUUUCAUCAUUAUGGACGGAAACGGGACCCUUUUCGGGACAUUAAGCGGCAACACGAGGGAAGUUUUACACAAAUUCACCGUCGAUUUACCGAAAAAACACGGGCGAGGAGGUCAAUCUGCGCUUCGAUUUGCACGUCUUCGAAUGGAGAAACGUCACAACUACGUGAGAUAAA
Molecule: messenger RNA, 627 nt
Organism: Helianthus annuus (common sunflower)
Lineage: Eukaryota; Viridiplantae; Streptophyta; Magnoliopsida; Asterales; Asteraceae
Product: eukaryotic peptide chain release factor subunit 1-1
Exons: 1
Coding region: 18-626 (202 amino acids)
Biological process (GO): cytoplasmic translational termination
Cellular component (GO): cytosol; translation release factor complex
Molecular function (GO): sequence-specific mRNA binding; translation release factor activity, codon specific
Source: RefSeq, a predicted model, not a curated record